UUGUGUAAACUUAGACAAUGAAGGCUUGCAAYUUUUYUUAUUUCAUCUUAUUUCUCUUUYUUUUUAAUGAAGUGAAUGCAAAGGAAUGUUCUUCAAAGAGAUCUGCUACAAAAGAUUCAGAAUUGAAGAUCGAUAGAAAGAGCAAAGCUGAACGCUCUCGACAAACAAGCWUGCCAGCAGACGACCAAAGGACAUCAGCUCAACAGCCAACUAUUGACAAACUGCCGUCGGCACUUCAAGGCCUCUUAGCGAAGGCUUUUGGUCGACGUCCGUUGAAUAUGAUCACAAUAGGAGGUUCAAACUCUGCUGGCGGAGGAGUCGAGAAAGCCCAUCGAAUGUACUACAAUCUAUUCACUGAUUGGUGGAAUAAAAUUAUCUACGAGAAKACUGGCUCCAAGSUGACGUCAUACAAAAUGGCCAUCGGCGGAACCGGAAGCGAUUUUUUCGCGUUUUGCUUUCAAAAUUUUUUACCCAAAAUUCUACCAGACAUCGUAUUGGUUGAACUGGCMAUCAAUGAUUAUGGAUAUAAAUAUGGUGAGGCUGCAAAGUCCAUGGAGCUGUUGACUCGUAGACUUCUCGCGCUACCAACGAAACCGCUGGUAAUAUAUWUCAACUUGGUGGACAGAAGUCUUUACGAGAGGAAAAUCACAAAUACUGAUUGUUUAAACAUGGAAGACCUUGGAUAUGCAGAGCUGGCAAAGCAUUAUGGGGUACUUUCUUUCAGUUGGCGCGAUUUCGUGUGUCCGCUGACCAAGUCUGGCAAACGACAAAAGAUGAAAAUAGAAAAAAACAUGUUCGGCGCCGACGGCUUGCAUGUUGGAUUUAAGGCGCAUGCGCAAGUUAUAUCAUUGGUUAUUCAGUAUAUGGAGAAAAUAUUCAGUCAGUAUUAUAAUUCGACUAAAAUUUCGAAAACGUUUACCCCGAGGGAAGAAGAAGAUGAUGGCCCUUUGCRCAUAAAGCCUUUGUUUCUUGAUUCUUCGAUCAACGAUUUUCAACUAGCYAACUCRUYGUGUUUAACGUACCUGACACCAAACUGGAAGAUCCCUUUGAAUCAAACAUUGUCUGCCGAAGUYGUCAAGUYCAAAGGAUUCCACUGGAUCACGAGGGAARAGUCGAARCAGGACKCCAAGUGGCAUACAGCUAUACGUUCURAUUCGUACUCAGGUUACCUCGCCAAACGAGGCAGAAAACAUCUCCAGGUCAAGUUAAACAUACCAAAUCUCCCCUACUCUUCCCAGAAGUCCYUSCGGUCUGUAAUGGUGAUUUUCCGAAUGAUCCACAAAACGACGUCCGUGAAAAUGUGGCUGAGUGAAGUCCCCAAGACGAAGGUGAAAUUYUCAACCAAAAAAUGUGGARAMAGWUGGUCUCAAACUCGUUUGUAUCCCUUGGCAACCGAUGUAAAGCCGGGUCACUACACCCUUAAUGUUGUUUCGAAUGUAGGAGUAAAUUUUGAAAUUAGUGGGUUUGUUGUUGGUUACCCUGGUUACCGUAGUCCUACUCAUUAUAAGCCUUUUGAUGUUAAAGCCAGAGUGUGGAGUGAAAAAGACUACGAAAAACUUCGCUGUAAAUCCUAACCAAUAAUAUAUUUUGUUUACUACCUUUAACGAUGAACGACUCAUCGUAAUACGAGGAAAACACACUCGUUUGACUGUCAUUAUAGAUUUGAACGCCUCGUAUGAAUUCUAAAAAGUUAAGUGUUAAAAAAUAAUACAUUAAAUAAAAUCAUAAAAUUUGAAAAUCACUGUGGUGAUGUAUGUUAGCUGUGUGAGACUGGUCAGCGGCUUAUUUCGCCGGCUCACAUAAAUACUAUGUAAUCUUUUAUAUCGCUUAUCAAAAUCUCUU
Molecule: messenger RNA, 1842 nt
Organism: Actinia tenebrosa (Australian red waratah sea anemone)
Lineage: Eukaryota; Metazoa; Cnidaria; Anthozoa; Actiniaria; Actiniidae
Source: RefSeq, a predicted model, not a curated record